AUGGCAGCAAAGAUUGGUCCAAUAAUAAAGUACUUUUAUUUAAAGAAUGGGGACUUAAAGUUUAUUUUGAUUAAUUUCCAACUUAGUUUUAGGUAUAAAAGGAUUCUGCAGUUCCAUAUCAUAAUAUAUGCUGUAGACUUGAUUAACAGAAACCCCUCUUUGCUCCCAAACAAAACAUUGGGCUUCCAAGUCUAUGACUCAUGUGUGGGAGCACAAGAAGAACUUGAUGGGAGCCUCAAGAUGAUAACAGGCCAAGGGCAAUCAAUCCCCAAUUUCAAUUGCAAGAAAAUUUCUCCUGUUUCUGCAGUCAUUGGACAUUCAACGUCUACCUUCUCUAUACUCAAUGCUCAUGUAUUGGGAUUAUACAGAUACCCUCAGAUUAGUCACUAUUCAACCAGCUCUAUCUUGAGUGACAAAACACAGUUCCCCUCAUUCUUCAGAACUGUCCCAAGUGAUUUGUUCCAAUCCAAGGGGCUGGCACAGCUAGUGUUACACUUUGGCUGGACUUGGAUUGGGCUAUUGGCUAUAGAUGAUGACUAUGGACAUCAGGGCAUUCAUGUCGUUAUGCAGGAGCUUCUCAGGUAUGGAGCUUGUGUGGCAUUUUCAGAAUAUAUAACUGCUAACAAUCUGGAACACAUUUACCAUGUGACAAAAAUAAUUAAAGAAUCCAAUGCCAAGGUUGUAAUUUCUUUUACCCAAGAUACUGAUAAAGCUUUACUACUGGAUGAGAUGCUGAGGCAAAAUGUAACGGGUAAAGUUUUUGUGGCCAGUGAAGCUUGGUCAAUCUCAAACUUGUUAGUAGUAGAUAAAUAUUCUUCACUACUUUUUGGCUCUAUUGGCCUCUCACUUCAUAGCACAACAAUUCCUGGAUUUGGAGAGUUCUUGAACACUAUUCGUCACAACAACACCAGGAAAGAUCCAUGGGCUAAAAUAUUUUGGGAAAUGGCUUUUGAUUGUAAAUUUUUAGACCUGACAAACCACCAGACAAACCUUACAGAUUCAUGGGAUAAUUCCACAUUUUGUACUGGAAAUGAGAGCAUGGAGAGUAUUUUGGACAGCUACUAUGAUUUAUCAAGCUCAAGUACUGCCUAUAACCUUUACAAUGCAAUCAAUGUCAUUGCCAAAUCUUUACAUGAUUUGCAAACCUGUCAAAAGGGUAAAGGACCAUUUACAAAUGGAACUUGUGCUGAUCUCCAGAACUUUAAGCCAUGGCAGCUGUCCUACUACAUCCAAAAUUCACGAGUGAAGCUAAACAAUGGAAGAGAACUCUUCUUUGAUCAAAAUGGUGAUCCACCAGCGAUAUACGAUAUUGUAAACUGGCAAGUGAGCGCAGAUGGCACAAUGAAGCAUGUGAAAGUGGGCAGCUACGAUACGACAAAAGUAGAUGGAUAUCCCUUUCUUAUCAAUGCAAGUGCUGUGAUGUGGGCAACUGACCAAGGCCAGGUUCCUACUUCUGUUUGUACUCAGAGUUGCCCAUCGGGUUUUAGGAAGGUUCUGAGGAAAGACUUGCCUGUCUGUUGCUUUCAAUGUGUUCCUUGUCCCCAGGGUGACAUUUCCAACAAGACAGACUCUCUUGACUGCUUCAAGUGUCCAUGGGAUGAGUGGCCCAAUGCCCAGAAAGACAGAUGUAUCCCAAAGAACAGAGAGUUUCUUUCAUUUGAAGAGCCUUUGGGUGCCACUUUAGCUGCUACGAGUGCUUUGUCAUCCUUGAUGCCAGUUUUCAUCUUUGUACUUUUCAUAUGUUAUAAGAACACCCCAAUUGUCAGAGCAAACAACUUUUCUCUAAGUUGUCUUCUCCUAAUGUCAAUGUCCCUCUGUUUCCUCAGCUCCUUAGCUUUUAUAGGUUACCCUCUGCCUGAGAAAUGUAUUUUACGACAAGUUGCAUUUGGCACAGUUUUUACACUUUGUGUCUCUUGUAUUUUAGCAAAGACCUUCAUGGUGGUUUUUGCUUUCAUGGCCACAAAACCUGGAAGCAGUUUAAAGAAAUUGGUCAGACCUCGGGUUUCUUACAUGAUUAUUGCCUUAUCCACCUCUUUACAAUUAGUGUUGUGCAUAACGUGGGUCUUAUUUGCUCCUCCAUUUCCAACAGACAAUAUCCAAGCCCAACCAGGAAUUAUCAUUGCUGAAUGUAAUGAGGGUUCACCUACAGCCUUCUGGUGCAUGUUAGGAUAUCUUGGACUUCUGGCCACCAUUAGUUUCACUGUUGCAUUCUUGGCUAGAAGACUUCCUGACAGUUUCAAUGAAGCCAAGUUCAUCACCUUUAGCAUGCUGGCAUUCAUAAGUGUCUGGGUGUCCUAUAUCCCAGCAUCCCUCAGUUCUAAAGGAAAGUACACAGUAGCCAUGGAGGUCUUUGCCAUCCUAUCUUCAAGCUGGGCCCUGGUUAUAUGUAUGUUUGUCCCAAAAUGUUUUAUUAUAUUGUUGAGACCUGACAUGAACUCAAAGGAACAUCUUAUGGGACAAUGUAAAAGUUACAAUUAA
Pelobates fuscus (common spadefoot toad) is the source of this 2478-nucleotide messenger RNA. Its product is annotated as extracellular calcium-sensing receptor-like. The transcript has 6 exons. Lineage: Eukaryota; Metazoa; Chordata; Amphibia; Anura; Pelobatidae. Gene Ontology annotation, cellular component: plasma membrane. Gene Ontology annotation, biological process: G protein-coupled receptor signaling pathway. The record is from RefSeq and is a predicted model, not a curated record. Bases 1 to 2478 code for a protein of 825 amino acids. Gene Ontology annotation, molecular function: G protein-coupled receptor activity.